CCUUAUUUAUUUUUAUUCCUUCAACAGAAAUGUGCGUAUAAAUAUUUUUUGAUCCUGAACUGUAAAACUCUGCAGCAAAGCGAGAGAAGGAAGCUUUAUGAGGUGGUUUUGAUAUUUUGCCGAUUAAGAGAUGGAAAACCCAAAGAGAUGUAUUCACGAGGACCUGCUACGAGACUUACCCGAUUGUUUAUUGUUUGACAUAUUUUGGAGGUUGCCAAUGACAGAUGUGGUUAGGACUUCUGUUCUAUCCAAACGCUGGAGGAAUUUUUGGACCACUGCCCCCUUUCUUAACUUCGAUAAUCGUGCUAUGUUGCUUGGUGAUGGUAGUAAGCUUCAGAAUUUUGUUAAUCAGGCUUUGUCAUGCUGGAAUGGGGAUAGGGUUUUGAAGUUCAGGUUUCAUUCGUAUCAUGAGAUUGCGAGUUCAAUGUAUAGCGAUGUUGAUUUGUGGGUGAAUUUUGCACAGAGAAAUGGAGUCGAAGAAUUACAUUUACAUGUGUUGUGCAUUACUAAAAGAGCUUGGCCUGGUUUUGAUGGUAAGGAAGUUUACCGCGUGCCACCGUGCCUCUACUCUUACUCAUCCCUAAAAGAGUUAUCACUCCAAUCUUGUAACUUGGAGAUUAGUGGAAAUGUGCAGUGGAAUAAACUCGAGAGUUUGAAGAUUAAUGCUUACACGGCUGCUCCAGCUGUGAUUAACCAAAUAUUGUCUGGUACUCCUCAGUUGAAAGUCUUUCACCUGACUUAUGUUGACAAAGGUGGAAUAUUGAGUAUCCAAUCUAGUAGUUUGAAAGAGCUGUCUAUUGACAAGUACAUUUUGUGGCGCGACGAUCUACUUGCGCUUUCGGAUCUGAGAAUCUGUACCCCGAAUCUUGAAACAUUAGAGAUUAAAGGACUUCCAUAUAGGAAGUAUUUUCUGACGGAUGUCUCAUCUUUGACACGUGCAGUUCUUGAUUCGGUGCCCUUUGGUUUAGGCCAUUUUUUGCAGAUUUGGUUGUCACACGCAUUGAGUCAAAUUCUUCAAAGCAUUCAACAUGCGGAAAACAUCGCGUUAUCAGACUGUUGCACCGAGGUGGUUGGAGCUUUGAAAAUGAAUUGUGUGCACUCAGCUUUUCUCAAUGUCAAAUCCCUAGAACUCAGAUGUUGUUUUGAUGACUACAAACAAGUAGUAGGUGUUCUAGCAAUGUUCCCUCGGUUGGAGAAAUUAAUCAUUAGAGACAAGAAAGAAGAAGGCCUCCAAGAUGACACCGAGCCACUCAAGUUUGAGGCAAAUAUUCCCGAGUCCUUUCUUCUUCAGCUGAGGACGAUUGAGGUUACUUGGUCUGAGCGCUACGACAUAUUCCCAUUGAUUGAGAUUUUGUUAAAAUACGCAAGCAAGCUAGAAAAGAUUGUUUUCCAAUUAUAUGAAAUCAAGUCGCCUGCACCGUCAAAUUCUCUGUCUUUGGUGUCACAGAAACUGAAGGGGAUGCAGAGAUCUUCGACUAACUGCACAAUUAAUAUCACCCAGCUACGCAUUUAAUCAUAGGAACGCCUCAGGUAACUAACUGAUUGUCUUGUUUGGCAGGUAAUUACCAGCUUUUGUCGUACAUUUUCUUUCAAAUAUCAAUGGCAACAGUAUGUUUCUCUGGGGAGGGAAGUGCUAGGUUCCCUUUUCUUGCAUUCGACUUGCUGUGCUGUGUCAAUUAUAGGUUCGUUUUGCAGUUGUAUUUUGUUAGUACUAUAUGUUUAUUCAGCACAGUAAAGCAUUCGCACAUUUUUGGAGUAA
Molecule: messenger RNA, 1759 nt
Organism: Salvia hispanica
Lineage: Eukaryota; Viridiplantae; Streptophyta; Magnoliopsida; Lamiales; Lamiaceae
Source: RefSeq, a predicted model, not a curated record